Molecule: messenger RNA, 1493 nt
Organism: Thlaspi arvense
Lineage: Eukaryota; Viridiplantae; Streptophyta; Magnoliopsida; Brassicales; Brassicaceae
Source: the annotation of a GenBank genome assembly
ACACUUCAAAACCAAAAAGACGCUUGCUCAGUUAGGUAUUACGGAGAACUAGGAGAUUAUCUUGAGUCGAUGUGCAGCACCCGAAGAAGCCAAGUCUUAUCAUGGCUAAGGAAGAAAGUGAAAGACGUCUCUCCCGUGCCAAGUGAAGCUGAAGCGUUACCACGAGCAUUUGCGGUGACAGUGGUGGUGGCGGUGGUCACAGUGCAGUGGCUGCCGUAUUCGUGCAGUUUUGCAGAAGCAUAUCCGAGUGAAGAUCUUGUGGUCAGCCUUCCUGGUCAACCCAAGGUCGGAUUCAGACAGUUCGCCGGAUAUGUCAACAUCGACUCGAAAAAUGGUCGAAGUCUUCUACUACUACGUGGAAGCCGACAAACAAGCCGACAUUACGUACCUCAACUGGCAGAUGCUAUACACAGCUACAAUAUACGAUCAAGUGGGUUCAAAUUCAACAUUGGGAAUCCACUUCUAAGGCUUGCCACAGACACUUCAGCUGCUUACGACUUCUUCUGCAAGAAGUGCUUGGAGGCUCUCACUGAAGCUGGCCUCGUAAUUGAGUAUGUCAACGUAUAUGACGUUCUCCUCGACCUAUGCUACCCAUCGAUUGUGGAGCAAGAGCUGAGGCUCAAGGAAAUGUCUACUAAGAUGAGCAUGGGUGUGGAUGUUUGUAUGACAUUCGAAAGACAGUUCUAUUUUAAUCUCCCAGAGGUCCAACACGCCCUUCAUGCCAACCACACUCGCCUACCUUACGAAUGGGCUAUGUGUAGCACGCAAACCAUUUUAUGCUUUUAUAUUUAGUUUGAUUGAUUACAGUUAUGAAAAAACUUUUUAUUGUAGGAGUUCAUGUAUUUUAUACUGAUUGGUAUAAAUCACUUUGCUUAUGUUGCAGCUUGGUAAAUUAUAGCGGCAUCGACUUGAGCAUUAACAUGCUUCCAACUCUGAAGAGAAUUAUGUAAUUCCACUUCUUAGUUCAAGAACUCUCGUACGAGAACUUGCUAAUGAUCUCAACUUCAACACCAUUGUUCCCUAUGGAUUUUUUCCACAAGGAACAGGUUGGUGGUUGGGUCACUGAGUAUAGUAAGUUAUUGGCGUUUGCAACAGUAAGAGGAGCAGCUCAUAUGGUGCCAUAUGCGCAACCCUCACGAGCUCUUCAUAUUUUCAGUAGCUUUGUGCGUGGCCAGAGAUUGCCCAACAAGCCACACACCUCUCUUCAUGAAUACGAAAGAAGAGACCUAUUAAUUAUACUAAGCAAUUAUGAUUAGUAUUAAAUGGUUAGCUUGUUAACCACUUAAUUAGACGUAUAUACAUGAUAAGUAUAAGCUUUGAUUCAGCUGCAUAACCUUGCCUUAGCCAUCACCUAAUGAUUGGACUAUAUAGAUAAGAUGUGAAAGGAUGUAUUCUGAUUCUGCUUGACAUAUUCUGAUUCUGGUAACGACAAAGAGAUCCAAUUAUGUAUUCUGAUUUUGCUUACAUGGUAUAGAAUGAUUUAUGUUCAUACU